CCAUUUUCACAGUGUUCUUAUUGCAAAAAUUUGUAUUGUAGCGAUAGAAUUUAAUAUAACUAAAUGAAUAUGUUGGUUUUGUUGGGUGCAUAGCAAGAAUAUUAAUAAAAAAACAUAUUUUAAAGAUUUAUAACUUCCCCGCGAUAAUAAGCAGUAACUCUGAGCAUUACUGACUGACCUAAAUUUCCUGAUGCUCACAGUCUGACACGUUGCUUUCUAUCAGUGGUUCAUUUGUGUUAUGCAGACUAGAAGUGCACCAUGAUGUUUAAAUACCUUUUUAUGAAUGUUUUUGCUUUCUUGGUGAUUAUUAAGACAACAGAGUCAUCUAAAGGGCUGCCGUUGCGUACCACCUUCAAUGUGAAACCUGGUGGACAGACACAUACACACAAGGAGGAAGUGGAUGGGUUUUCCUGUGCUUUUGAAUAUUCAUGCCAAGGAGGUACGCAUGAGGAAUGGAAGAUGGAAAUUAUUCUGGAACCAGGGUCCAAUGAAUACACAUGCAAAGUGUUCCGGGAGGGAGGGACAUCCUACCUGUUUUUCAGCGACUUCAAGUUGAUGAUUGAUGGAGGUCAUCUCAAGGAUGCUGUUGCCCUGGGUGAGGACAACAAAGCACUUAUCAGUGAAGUGGAGUAUGACCUGGAUAAAAGACAUAAUAAAGUUAGCAGUACUGAUGCCUUCAAGUCUCACCUCAGCUUUUUGAUGGCUGGGUUUACAAAGGAGAAGGAAGAGUUGUGAUGUCUCUAUCCCCAAAGUUCACCACCACACAACCACAUCACUCUAUUCCAUUGUCUCAUCCAACACCAGGGUGUACAUUUCCAUUGUGUACCUUAAUCUAAAUUACUUACCUCCUUUGGGAGGAUUAUUUACAUAUCCAUUGACUGUUGCAAAGUGUACAUGUGAUGUGAUAUUGCUCAGUGUUUUGGUUAUUAAAAGUGCUCAUUGUGAGUUAAACUGA
Mya arenaria is the source of this 955-nucleotide messenger RNA. Its product is annotated as myeloid-derived growth factor-like. Gene Ontology annotation, biological process: positive regulation of angiogenesis; positive regulation of endothelial cell proliferation. The record is from RefSeq and is a predicted model, not a curated record. The coding region runs from base 259 to 735 and encodes 158 amino acids. The transcript is spliced from 5 exons. Lineage: Eukaryota; Metazoa; Mollusca; Bivalvia; Myida; Myidae.